AUGACGGGUAGGUAAAUUAAUUAUUGAAAUUAAUUUUUUGUCGUAAAAAAAUUUCUAAGACACGUCACACGAUGUUACAAGUAAUAUCGAAUUCAACUGUCAGUCACUCAGGAGUGGCUGUAACGUGUGAAGCAUGGCGCCACGCUGUGUGUUUUUAAGCCCCGGUUUUUCACAUUUUUGAUACGUUCACAAAAUGCAUUUGCGCUAACAAUAUCUUUUGGUGUAUUUUAGUCAACUACGGACAUCUGUUUAUAUUUAGUUUUACACGGAAAGGUAAUUUUUUCCUCUUUGAACAUUACCGUGUGUAAGGUUAAGAUACCUUUCACCAUUGCGACGUGUCAAUCGUGCUUUUAUUCUAUAUAUUUACUUAACAUUAAGUGAUUAUAUCGAGAUAACUGACUUGUCGAUAAUGUGCUGAUUAAUUGUGAGCAAGAUGUUUCAUUUAAAAAUUCGAUUUUUAACAUUGUUAAUAGAUGUCACGAACAGAUAAGCUAAAGUGCCGUUACAGCUGUACUUAUGUUUGUCCAUACAUUUCCAACAUAUUUUUAAUCUUAUCGUGCAAAUGUUUUUUUCGAAGAACAAACUUUUUACUUAAAUAGUUAUGUUAAGAUGUAAAUACAGUUAAUUAAAAGGUUUAUUUGGAGAAAUUAUAUUGCAGAUAAAUGGAAUACAAGUUUAAUUGACUGAAAAACGAUAUUUUUAUUUUGUAGGAUAAACUUCACUACUACAAACAAGCUUGUACCGGAGAAAAUGCUUCCACUUUCGCACAAAGAUUCAAAGAAUCUUGGCAGCAGAAUAAAGGAGCAGCUGUUGGGAUGGAAACGUUUGAUAUUCUCGGACAAAAAUACCAGGAAUUUAUUUUUGUUUCUUUUAUUAAAUUUAUCCUUUGCCUGCAUAGAAUUGUUGUAUGGAAUAUGGACAAACAGUUUGGGUUUAAUAUCAGAUAGUUUUCACAUGUUCUUUGAUUGUACUGGUUUAUUAUUCGGUUUGGCUGCAUCGGUUAUAACGAAAUGGAGGGCAAAUGAAAGAUAUUCCUAUGGCUAUGUCAGAGCAGAAGUUUUGGGAGGAUUCGUCAAUGCCUUGCUUCUGUUCUUUAUUGCUCUGUUCAUUAUGUCAGAAGCUGUGGAAAGAUCUAUUGAGCCUCCGGAGAUAAAACACGAAAGACUUUUGGUCGUGUCCAUUAUGGGAUUAAUAGUUAAUUUAGUAGGAAUGUAUGUAUUCCGUCAUGGACAUGGACAUGGACAUGGCCAUGGAAUGGGACAUGGUCAUGGAAUGGGACAUGGUCAUUCCCAUUCUCAUUCUCAUGGAAGUCAUGCGCAUUCUCACUUGAACCACAGCGACGGCCAUGAUCAUCAUGAUAUCGAAAUCGAUCCCUCCUUCAGUGGUACAAAUUCUCAGAUCAUGAAGGGAGUUUUCUUGCAUAUUUUGGCAGACACUCUUGGAUCUGUAGGUGUAAUUAUAUCAGCAGUGCUGAUGCGUUUGUUCGGUUGGUUUAUAGCUGAUCCAAUUUGUUCUAUGCUGAUCUCAGUAUUGAUAGUUCUAAGUGUGCUGUCUUUGAUGAAAGACUCAUGGGAGAUAUUGAUGCAAAGACAACCAGCGGCGUUGGAUUAUAUUCUACCACAAUGUUACAACAAGGUGACACAAUUGGCUGGGGUGUAUAGUGUGCAAGAACCACAUUUCUGGACCCUGUGCUCAGAUGUGUACGUCGGUUGUUUGAAAUUGGAAGUUGCUAGAACAGUAGAGCCUAAGUAUGUCGUAGCACACACUCAAAUGAUUUUCCAAGCAGCCGGAGUAAGGCAUUUAACUGUUCAGUUGGAUUAUGCACCUAUGUGA
Heterotrigona itama is the source of this 1833-nucleotide messenger RNA. The record is from the annotation of a GenBank genome assembly. NCBI's taxonomy places the organism in Eukaryota, Metazoa, Arthropoda, Insecta, Hymenoptera, Apidae.